Hypanus sabinus (Atlantic stingray) is the source of this 754-nucleotide messenger RNA. Its product is annotated as protein phosphatase 1 regulatory subunit 27-like. Gene Ontology annotation, molecular function: phosphatase binding. The coding region runs from base 146 to 601 and encodes 151 amino acids. The transcript has 3 exons. The record is from RefSeq and is a predicted model, not a curated record. NCBI's taxonomy places the organism in Eukaryota, Metazoa, Chordata, Chondrichthyes, Myliobatiformes, Dasyatidae.
CGCACGGCCAGUGAGACAAGGUUCCCAUAAAUAGAGCGGACGGCGGUAUAUAGGCAAGUGCGUAGGAGCGCACGGGAGUUCUCGCCGCCGAUCCGAGUGCGAGGAGUUAUUAGCGGUUUAUCGUCCUUCGUCCAAACCGAUUACCAUGAAGUACUAUUCGACCCGGGCCAGGUACGCGGUGGCUCCCGCCAGCCUGAAGUCCACCCGCGCCGUCCGCUUCCCGAACGAUAUAGUAUUUCAGGAUCACAUUCGGCAGGGCGAUCUGGAGCAGGUCGGGCGCUUCAUCAGAGCGAGCAAGGUGAAGCUGGACUCCAUCUACCCGUCUGGAAUGGCAGCUCUUCACGAGGCGGUCCUCACGGGCAACCUGGACUGCGUGAAGCUGCUCCUCAGGUACGGAGCUGAUAUUCAACAGAGGGACGAGAAUGGCUGGACGGCCCUCCACAUAGCCUGCAGUGACGGACACACGGAGAUCGCAAAGUACCUAUUGUCCCAGGGAGCUCGAGUGGAUUCAGUGAAUGACGAUGGGGAGCUACCCGUUGACCUGAUCGACCCAGAAGACGUCGAGCUGCAGCUGCUUUUCGAGCCCCGAGGGGCUGUUUGAAGAGACGCCUGGAAUUGCGCAACACAAUUCCUUGUUUGAGGUCCCAAAGGGACCAACUCCUCAGCUGUGAUUGUGUACUCUAAGCAUUGCACUGUGAAGAGCAAGGGAAGUAAGAGGUCUUCGACAAGGACCCACACCACUCCCCCCAAGUGU